AUGAGCUGUAGCUACCUUCUCUGCACCAUCCUCCUCUUUGUCGCCGUGUUGCUUGCCAUCACGGUGACGGGCAGCAUCCUGCUGAUGAACCACUACCAGGCCCCGCCCGGCCCCGACGGCCCCCCUCUCAUCAGCACCAACAACCAGGACGAGGGCGACUCCCUGGUGACCAUCGAGAGGGGCGACGGCUCGCGCAUCAACAUCUUCAUCGACCCCAACUGCCCCGACUACAACACCAACUUCCUGCGGCUGGAGGGGGUGCAGACGUCGCUGCUGCACUCGCUCACCGACCACGACUCCGACCUCAAGUCCGUCAAGGGCCAGGACCGCGCGCUAUUGGUCAAGCUGGCGGAGGAGGUGGCCAAGCUGUCGGCCCACGCCUCCCAGCUGAAGCUGGAGCACGAGGGUCUGAGGAGGGGGCAGAGCAACAUCGGGCAGGAGCUCAACGGACUACAGACGGACCAGCAGAGACUCAUACAGCUGCUGUCGGAGAGCCAGGUGAACAUGGUGAAGGUGGUGAACUCGGUCAGCGAUGCGCUCAACUCCAUGCAGAAGGAGACGGGCAGCAUCAAGAGCCGCCUGAAGGCAGACCUGCAGAGAGCUCCCAUACGCAUCCCACGGCCCAAAGGAUGUGCCAGCGGAGAGGUAGCCAGGCCUCGAGACUGCAGUGACAUCUAUGCCAGUGGGCAGCGGGAGGACGGCAUCUACUCCGUGUUCCCCGUCCACUUCCCCGCUGGGUUCCAGGUCUACUGUGACAUGACCACAGACGGCGGCGGAUGGACGGUGAUCCAGAGGCGUGAGGACGGAUCCGUCAACUUCUUCCGUGACUGGGAAGCGUACCGCGAGGGCUUUGGCAAGAUUACAGGCGAACACUGGCUGGGCAUGAAGCGGAUCCACGCACUCACCAUCCAGGCCAACUACGAGCUGCGCAUCGACCUGGAGGACUUUGAGAACAGCACGUCCUUCGCCCAGUACGCCUCCUUCGGGGUGGGUCUCUUCUCCGUGGACCCUGAUGAAGAUGGAUACCCGCUCACUGUCUCUGAAUACUCUGGCACCGCAGGUGACUCUCUGCUCAAACACAAUGGCAUGAAGUUCACCACCAAGGACGUGGACAAUGACCAAUCGGAGAACAACUGCGCCUCGUUCUACCACGGCGCCUGGUGGUACCGCAACUGCCACACGUCCAACCUGAACGGCCAGUACCUGCGCGGCCAGCACACCUCCUACGCCGACGGCAUCGAGUGGUCCUCCUGGACCGGCUGGCAGUACUCGCUCAAGUUCACCGAGAUGAAGAUCCGACCCACCAGAGAGGACAACCAGUGAGCCGGGCCGCCGAGAGACAACCCAAGAAGACGAAGACGAAGAAGAAGAAGACACAUGAGAAACCCUUCUGUCUGUGAUGUAGUGGAAGAGACACUAAAGGUGGAAACACCAGAACUUUUCCAACAACAGUGAUGAUGAUGACGGUGAUUUAGUAGCCUCGAUAUUCCGUGUGACCCUUACUCUGUUCUUACCCCUCCUGAUCCUAUCCCAGGAUUCCUUGCUCCCCCUGUCUUGAACCUCUGCUCAUGUUGUGUCCUCUCUGCUCUCGCUCUUUUGGUCAUAUCUUUAAAUAUUAUGAAGAAACAUUUCAUGUUUUUGUCCUUUAAAAUGUGUUUUUUCAAAAAAAAAAUAUAAUAUUACAAGAAAAACGAAUGAUAACUGUGUCAUUUAGGAGCAGUACACGUAGCAUUUUAAUUUAGGACAUUACCAGUUAUCAUUGAUAGUUAUAAAUAUAAAACAGCUUUGUGUGUGUGAGCGAAGACACACUGAUUUGUCCUUUACCGAAACAUUAUGUGUGGUUCAGUGCUUGUAGACGUUUCAUGCCCAUUUAUCUCACCGUGUCUGGAACCUGUUGCUACAGGGUGAAGAACUGACUUCUGACUGAGCGCUCUCAUACAGGGCUGCCAUGAAUCUUCUGUGCUUUCGAGUGUGGGGAUUGACUGUGUUCAGCCUAAGGUAGCAAUCGCAUUGAGAAUACGCAUAAGCCGCGAAGCGUAAGUUAACCCUCGGACCAAUUACUCUCUGCUCACCUCCUUCUGAUUCAGUUUGGCAGUGUGAGGACCCAGUGUGUUCCUCAAUGGGGUGAGGCAGCCCUCACGCUGGAAAAAGAGCAACAGCAGCAAAACGCGUUGCCACACUUGUAUACAUUUCUAUCUGGUAUUAAGUUCUGAUUCAUUCCUUGUGUGGGGACUGAAUAAGUUCUUUAAACAGGUUCAAACUGAGACAAGCUCAAGAAACAGCACCAAGGGGGUGGGGGGGGUUGGGGUUGGGGUUGGUGUCGGUUGGUGCUGAUGGGGACCUGGGUUUGAGUCCGACCCGCGGCCAUUUCCCUGUGCUAAUCUCUCCUACUCAUGUCCUGUCUCUGUACACUGUCCUAUCCAGAUGAAGGCCUCGAAGCCAAAGUGACUUGGAUAGAAACACCAAACACACUAGUGGUUCCUUAUCAUGCUGCUGUCAUCCCCGAACAGCUAUAGCAGCACAGGUGGUGGUUUUUACAGGUACCAGGCUCAGGCAAGACACACACACAGACACACCAAAGCGAGACUAGAAUAUUUUUAGGGAGGACAGGGUGAGUCAGUGUCGAGGACAGCGAUCAGUCCUACUGAGCAGCUGACUGUGGCAUGGACACAGUGCAGAACUGUGCCAGUUCAGAACCAGAACCGGAUCGGAUCGUGGUCGGAUCCAAGCCUCAUUGUUUUGCUUCGCAUCUUUUCGCUGUCUAAACAGGCUGCAUUCAUUUGGUGGUAUGCGUUAACAUUUUGAGCGUUGUUUUUGAUUGGUUCUCUUGUUUGAAUUCGCACCGCCCCUCACUUGCCAAUCGGAAAGUAAUCGAAAUGAAUCAAAUGUAAUACGCUACAUUAUUUGAUGAAAUAAUUAAAAUAGGUAGAUUACUUUUUAACAGGGUAACUACUAAUCUGAAACCUAUUACAUUUCAGAAGUAACCUUCCCAACGCGGGUCUCAAACACCUCUCUAAUACAGCAUCUUAUGACAAAAGGUCAUUCAAAAGAUCAUUCAAAAGGAGAGCGAUGUAAGGGUGAUCUUGAGUUCAAAACAGGUUGCUGCAUAGUUGGCCGAGUCCUUUACAAGAAGCAGCUGACCCCUGAGACCGAUCCUACCAUUACCAACCCUCUGUCAGGGGAUGGCAGGGAAGACCCAGCCACAGACCAGAUGCAGACAAAAAAUCAGGAUUUAUUUUCCAAAAGGUAAACAAGCAAAAGAUGCAGGCAAACUAAGAAUUCCAAAAAUAUCAAAACACAGAAGAUCCCAACUUAGGAAUGUAACAGGGAAAGAGCAUCCAUGGAAACAGAAGAUCCCAACAUAGGAAUUCAACAGGGAAAGCACAGAAACAAGGCAGGUACGUAACACGGGCAAUAACCCGUUACAUUAAAUAAUAAGACACAGGUGAACUAAACAAGGGGAAACAAGACGCAGGAGAAACCAAUCAGGCAAACAAACAGGGUAAUUAACAAAUCAAGUGUGGUAGAAGGUGACGGAAAAAACCAGGACGUGGCAGAGGGCAGGUGGGGGCGGAGCUCAGGAUAACGACAAAGAAGCACAUGACAUAAACAAACAAACACGGGAAAGCACAUGGCGGGAACAAGGAAACACAAAACAAAGACAGAGCACAAUCCUGACACCCUCAUCAAAGUCCGAUUCACUCCAGAGUUAAGUGUGAUUUCACUGUGAGCCCAGUUACAUAUCGCAUCCUUAUAAUGGCACAGGUUUCAAAUUAUUUACGACAUCUAUUGCGGAUGGCAGUCAAGCCUAGCUUUUAUUUAUGAUAUAUAAAAGCAAAGAGACAGAGUUAGACGGUUCCUUUCCACUCGAGCAGGUGUUGAAAUAGCGUUGGUCACUGGCCGUUUAUUUUUAUGGUGGACAAAAUCCCUACCUGCAACAUAAAACCCGUUUUCAGGAACAGACAAACAUCCCCCUGGCAAAACCGCGGUGGGAGGCUUCCUCACAGAUGAUCAAAAGGGUAUUUUUUUUUCGAAAUAGCACAUCACCAUUCUCAAGGGCAUUCAAAUCCAUCCAUUGAAAUGUGCGUGUGUGUCCUGGAAGAAGUGAUUUAAUUAAGCCCCUGCCAUAAAAACAUUGUUACAGAACAGAACAGCACACACACACACACACACACACACACUCACAUCAAAGCCUGAGUGUGUGUUCCUUUCUGAAAUGUCUGGCGGCAUACAGACGUUGAGGCUCCAGCCUCUGAGACAGACAGUGAGUUAUCUUUACGCCUCUCCCUCCACAGCCAGAGUUACGGAGUGAGAGCCCAACCACAGAAGUCUGGGAAAGGCACGGCCGUCUAUUCUCUAAUGUUUUAUUCUGUCUAUAGAGUUUUUGGACAGUUUGCUUUCAUCGCCACAAGCAAGUACAUUUAUUAUUAGUGUUCUGAAGUUUGGCUUUUGCAGAUUGAAACGCACACGCCGUUAUGAUUGGGGUGGGGUUUAAAAGCACAGUAAUGUCGUUUCUGAAGAACUCCACUGUGCAGAUGUGGCUGCGAUUGUUGACACAGAUAGAAAGCUGUGGAGACAUUGAGAUGAAAAGAAGUAAUUAAAAUUGAAACAACACAUUUGGAGAUCACGUCUGUGUUUCGCUCUUUGGCCUGUCCCUGGGUGGACCUCAGAGAGGUUCUUAUCCGAGACCCCGUGUGCUGCCGGGAUGCAGCUUGUUCUCUGGCAAAUAAUGAAUUAGAUUCCCCUGAUGUAAAUUGCCCUGUCAGUUAGCUAAUGCGCUAAACAGCUCAUGACAGGUUGUGAUGUGGAAGAUAUCAGCUCUCUAAACAGACAGCGCCCGGGGGGACUGAGCACACCCUCCUCUGCCUGCCGAGAGAUCCACAUAGCAGCCAGACCAGGGAGGAAUUUGGCCCAGUGUCAGCUGAUGUGUGGGGAAGGAGUCAACAGAACCGAUCAGUAGCCAAACCCAGUGGCGUCUAGACCUCCUGUAAUGACUCAGUGAUUGGGUCGUGUAUGCAACAACACAGUGCUAUCGCUUUAGAGGCUUGGAGUGUGAAACAUCAGGCGACUAUUGAAUUGAUGUUUUUUUUUAUAUAUAUAUAUAUUGUAGUAAACGAGGACAUGUUGUUUGAUUUUUAAGUUACUAUAGUGUAUGCCUAAAGUAUCCUGUAAGGAUUUACAUGGAGCAUUAUGGAGUGAAUAUCCUGUAGUAAUGUGAAUACUUCGAGAAGAUGCUGAGAAACCUUAAAACUACAACCUGAAGAUGAUUGGGGUUGUGUGAGAGGAAGUGUUCAGGGACAAUGAGUGUGUGAGUCUUUGACACAGACAGGAGUGUGUGUGUGAGCGUGUGUGUGUGUGUGUGUGUGUGUGUGUGUGUGUGUGUGUGUGUGUGUGUGUGAGAGAGAGAGACUUCCAGGAACUCAGGGGCCCCAUGCUGACAGGAAUCUCAUUCUGUCGCCCCCUGCUGGGUAGCUACCUUACUGCGCUGGUGUCACAUCACCCAGCCACCCAUGUAACUCAUCUGAGCGUGAAAUUGUUAGGUGUGUGUGUGUGUGUGUGUGUAUGUGUGUGUGUGUGUGUGUAGCAUGCCUCUGCAGCCGCAACUUCACAAUAUGAUAUCAGUACUGCAGGCUCCACACUGUAGCCCUUAAUCCAAAUUUCUCCAUUUGCACAUUUUAUGUUUUAAUCUGCAUUCCUUUGUUUAAUCCAUUAUUUAUGACCAAAUAAGAUAUUGUGAUUUGUAAAUUCUGUGAGGGAAAAACACCAGGCUCAGCACUUUGGAAAGUAUAGUUUGUGUUUCGUUGACAAUGAGACCACUGCUGGUUGCUGUUUCCCAGCUUUAUUUCACUGGUUCUUGUAUGAUAGAUUUUGCCCCCUCCUCUCAUUAGCUUUGGUUAUUCCCCUUUUAAUGUUUUAAAUGACAUUUAAUAAAUAUUCACAUUUUCUAAACAAGGCA
Clupea harengus (Atlantic herring) is the source of this 5956-nucleotide messenger RNA. RefSeq names its product fibrinogen C domain containing 1a (gene fibcd1a). The record is from RefSeq and is a predicted model, not a curated record. The coding region runs from base 1 to 1323 and encodes 440 amino acids. The transcript is spliced from 6 exons. Lineage: Eukaryota; Metazoa; Chordata; Actinopteri; Clupeiformes; Clupeidae.